Molecule: messenger RNA, 2675 nt
Organism: Nasonia vitripennis (jewel wasp)
Lineage: Eukaryota; Metazoa; Arthropoda; Insecta; Hymenoptera; Pteromalidae
Gene: RASSF8
Product: ras association domain-containing protein 8
Exons: 10
Coding region: 424-2085 (553 amino acids)
Biological process (GO): signal transduction
Source: RefSeq, a predicted model, not a curated record
UGGUUGGAGCUCAUCAUCUGACAACGCGUUGACGUCAUCUUGGUGCAGUCGCUUUAUCAUAGACUCGAAUCUGAUAAAAUUUGUUGACUCGAUUGAUAAAUCUCUAUAGUAAUGCAAUUUGGCAUUAACAGGUUAGAUUUACUAGACCAGCCUGUUGCAGCAACAAACGAAAACGCCCACGCGAGUGUUUGUUCAUACAGUGGGGUGACUCCUAUAGCGACGAAUAUACUCGUAGACGAAUAAACGUUAUGUGACGCUGGUUUUGUUGAAAACUGCAGAAAAUAAAAAAUCUCGCCUUAAUGGCGUUGAAAAUGCAUCGCGAGGUGCGAGCGAUUCGGUCGAGUUUAUUGUAAUGUUUGCCAAACUAAUGGAAGUGAAGUGGAAAAUGCAGGGGAAUCAAUGUGAUUGAUAACUGUUUGCAAGAUGGAAUUAAAGGUGUGGGUCGAGGGUAUACAGCGCAUUGUUUGUGGUGUUACCGAGACCACAACUUGCCAGGAUGUGGUUUAUGCACUUGCGCAAGCAACUGGCCAAACGGGUAGAUUUACUUUAAUUGAACGUUGGAGAACUAAUGAACGACUACUUGCGCCAUAUGAAAAUCCUUUAAAGAUACUAAUGAAAUGGGGAGAAUAUGCUUCUGAAGUGCAGUUAAUACUUCGGAAGUCAACACCUGAAGGAAACAAAAAUACAGCUGCAGGCAAUCCCCGAUCUGUACAUACGAAUCAUACGAAUGGAAUGCAAAAUCCUUUGGCAGAACAUUCGUUGAAUAAUAGUUUACUUGAAAAUGUUAAAGGAAGCCCUACUAUGGGAGCAGACUUUGAUGAUCUUAGCUCAGAAAGAAAUCGUGAUAUUAGGAAAUCAUUGACUUUUAGUGGACUUCAUGGAAAUUUGUCAGAAAUAAGCCCAGAGGUUCAAAUGGAAAACGUUGCCAUAGUUCAACCAACACCACAACAAAAGUCAAAAGAAUUCGGGGGAAGAAAAACUUCUCAAAGACUAGCACAAUCUCCUACUAGAGCUACUAAUAAUGAAGCUGGAAACAUUUAUUCGUCUCAAAAAAAAGUACGCGAAGUGCCUCCUUAUCGAGAUCCUCCUGGUCCAGUUUCACCACCACAAAGAACUCUUCCGCCAUAUAGAGAUCCGCCACCUCCUAAUCUAAACAGUCCUGGAAGGUCGCAAUAUCAACCUAAUACAAGUGGCAGUCCACAUCUUUAUAAAGAACAGUCUUCACCCAGCAAUAGUGCAACAAAAACAAAAAGAAAUCUCAUACAGGAGUUUCAAGAACCAAAAGGUCAGAAUCAGGCAGUGAAUCAAAUUUCAGGACAAGGUCAAAAUAUGGUAACAGUGGCAUAUACUCAAAGAUACGUGGAGCUCAUCAGACUAGUCAAUAGGCAAAGGGAUACUAUUAAUGCCCAACAAGCAGAUCUAACAAAAUAUGAUGCUGAAAUUCUAUAUUGGGAAUCUAAAAAUAGAGAACAAAUGCAUCAAAUGGACUUUAUAUCCCAAGAAGUUAAUAGAAUUGAAUCAACUAAUAGAGCAAUUGAAGAUCAGUUAAAAGAAUUAUCACACGUAGAGGAAGAAAGCGAAAUUGUAAAACAACAAGAAAAAACUUUAAAAUCGGAGAUAACACUUUUACGAUCCAAACUAGCUAAUUGCGAAACCGAAUUACUUCAAUGUAAAAAUAAAAUUAGACUUGUUAUGGCAGAAUUAGUAAAAGAACAACAUAACAUAAAUCGUGAGGCUGAUGAGCACCAAAUGAUGGAAAGAAAGAUUAUAGGAGAAGUUGAACAUCUUCAAAAUGAAGUGGAGCAAGCUAAACGCUCUGCUGAUAUGGCGAACCAAUGCGCCGAAUCUUUAAAGCUGGAAGUUGUAAGUUUAGAAGCUGCCAUUGUAGAAAAGAAACUACAGGUUGAAAGACUUGUAGCAGACAUGAAAGAAGCAAAUUUACAAAGUUUAACUGUUGCUUGCCAAGAUGAACAGGUUAAACAUUUGCUUGAAGAUUGUUUUUAUUUCAGGAGCUCACAAGCCUGGGAGUACAAGAAAAAUGAUAGGUUCUCCAAGGCAAUUAGAAACUGCGGUGCCUACAAGUAAAAAUCCACAUGGCGUAUGGGUUUGAAUAAAAAGCGGAAAUGAUCUCUAUAAAUUUAUAAAUAUAUAUUAUUAUAUAGAAAAAAACAUAGUUAUCUAAAUACUUAAUCUGUUGAGUCACAAAACAAACAAUCAACAAUGUACGUUAAAGAUCAAGUCAAAUUAGCUUACGAUUUUUUAAUUUUAAAGAACCUAUUUUUAUUUUAUACAUGGUUGAUACCUAUACCCGUAGUAUUACUUGAUUUUUAAAGUAAAUUUUUAAGUAAGCACGCACUGCCAUAAAGUGUUAUCAUUAUAAUAUAUUUUAAUUGAAAACCAUAUUUAUAGGCGUUGCUAAAAUUAUCGCUUAAGCAUCGCUGUAGCCAUUUUGGCCAUUGACCAUAAUUUGUUGUAAUUAAAACAAUUUAUCUUUAUAUACUUUCUUAUUAUUAAUGCUCGUUUGCCAAAGUGUAUUCAAUUUAUGUAAAUUAUCUCACUAUCUAAAGCACAUAUCUUGUCAUAAUUAUUCACUGUUCAAAAAUAUGAAUUUUGAAAUAAAACUAUGUCACAUUUCAACCUUUCUUUGAUUUGAAUGUUGACGAAAUAACGAAUAA